Molecule: messenger RNA, 4428 nt
Organism: Colossoma macropomum (tambaqui)
Lineage: Eukaryota; Metazoa; Chordata; Actinopteri; Characiformes; Serrasalmidae
Gene: chpfa
Product: chondroitin polymerizing factor a
Exons: 5
Coding region: 307-2589 (760 amino acids)
Cellular component (GO): Golgi cisterna membrane
Molecular function (GO): glucuronosyl-N-acetylgalactosaminyl-proteoglycan 4-beta-N-acetylgalactosaminyltransferase activity
Source: RefSeq, a predicted model, not a curated record
AAAAGAAGCAGAUGGAAUGCAGAUGGAAACAAAGCGGCACUCUGACAGAGUCCGGGCGAUCAGCGGGGUUCAGAGGGGAUCCUGAGCGCUGGUAUCAGAGCAGAGCUCCUCUUCUCCUGCCCGCCUGCCUGCGUGGUAAUGUGGGCGGGCCGUCGGAGCGCCGACGCUGAGAAAGAGGAUCCACAGACUGGAGAGCCAGAAGCUCCAGCUGCGCUCCGAAGCUGCGGGACGUCUCUUCAUGUUUGCUGCUCGUUUGGGUCGAUCUUUCUCUCGCGAGGUGCGGAUUAGCCCCGCUCCUGGUUCGCCAUGAGGGUCGGGAGAUGUCUGGGUCUGGUCAGGCCCGUUGGUCCGGUGGUGGUGGGGAUCUCUCUGGGGUUCACUCUGAGCCUGCUGAGCGUGAGCUGGGUAGAAGAACCGUGUGACCUCGACCCAGUGGUCACCCUGCUCCACGAUGGCGGUGUGGCUGCUAGAAAACCCAGCUCAAUUUCCACUGGACACGAAGAAGAAAACGAGGACUUUCAGCCGCGGAUCUUAACGUACGAGCCCGUCCAGCAGGCUCAGCCCAGGAAGAUCUUCAGGGCUAAAUACAUUAGCACAGAGUUGGGGAUCCGCGAGCGUCUGUUUGUUGGGAUUCUGACGUCGAAGGGGACCCUCAGCUCCCUGGCUGUGGCCGUGAACCGCACCAUCAGCCACCAUCUGGACAACGUGGUGUUCUUUACCGGCGCCCGAGAUCGCAAGGUCCCACACGGGAUGUUUGUGGUUGCCCACGGCGACGAGCGGCACAUCUGGAACAUGUACCAGACCAUCAGAUACAUCCUGAAUCACUUCAUAUCCGAGUACGACUAUUUCUACCUGGCCCAGGACGACACGUACACGCAGGCCGACCGAAUCAAAGCACUGGUGGGACAUCUCAGCAUGGACCGGCUACUCUACAUGGGCAGUCCAGAGGAGUUUGUUGGAGGUCAGACUCAGGGGCGGUACUGUUACGGAGGGUUUGGGUACCUGCUGUCCCGCGGCCUCCUGCUCACUCUGCAGCCCUUUCUGGAGAACUGCAGGAAUGACAUCCUCAGUGCCAGGCCGGACGAGUGGCUCGGACGCUGCAUCGUCGAGUACACCAACACGCAGUGUGUGGAACAGUUCGAGGAUCUGCAGUAUUACCACUUUGAGAUGGGGAAGAACUCUGACCCCAGUAAGGAGGACAGCGUCCAGUUCAGAAAUGCUGUCACAGUUCACCCGGUGUCUGAUCCAGAGCAGAUGUACAGACUGCACAAACACUUCACCCAGAUAGAGCUGCAGAAAACAUAUGAGGAAAUCAAGAAGCUGCAGGCAGAAAUAAAGAAUGUGAGUGUUCUGGCUUUCGAUGGCAAUCGCAGUGCCACGUGGCCGAUUGGGAUCAAUCCACCAUUUGAGCCAAAGACUCGUUUUGAGGUGCUGCAGUGGGACUAUUUCUCCGAGGACCACAUUUAUUCCUGCAUGGACGGAUCGGCCAAGUGCGAAUUGCGGGGGAUCGACAAGCUGGAUGUGGCCGACGUUAUUGAGGUGGCCAUGGUGGAGCUGAACAGGAAAUACAAGCCUGUGCUUCAUCUCAAGAAGCAGCAGCUUCUGAAUGGGUACAGAAGGUUUGACCCAACCAGAGGGAUGGAGUACAUUCUGGACCUGCAGCUGGAAGCCGUUAACCAGAAAGGACGAAGCGGGUUCAUUACCAAACGUGUGCAUCUGCUCAGGCCCCUCAGCCGCAUUGAAAUCAUCCCAAUGCCCUACGUAACCGAGGCCACCAGAGUCCACAUUAUCUUGCCCGUUACGUUCCAAGAUCGAGAGCAAGUCCGACAGUUCUUGGAGAUUUACGCCUCUAACGCCUUCACGACCGGCGAGAACGCUGUCUUGACCUUCCUCUUCAUUUACGAACCGUACGAAGCUCAGCAGGCCAACAGGGAUGACAUUUUUGCUGGUGUCAAGGCUCAGAUUAGUAGCUACGAACGCAAGUACCCCAUGGUCAAGAUCCCCUGGAUCAGUGUCAAAACAGAAAGCCCAUCCCAGAUCAAGUUCAUGGACAUCAUUUCCAAAAAGCACCAGGUGGACACUCUGUUCUUCAUCGCCACAGUAAAAACCAACAUCAAAUCCGAAUUCCUGAACCGCUGCCGGAUGAACUCCAUCACCAACUGGCAGGUGUUCUUUCCCAUCCACUUCCAAGACUAUAACCCGGACAUUGCUUAUCACGGUGAACCACUGCCUAAAACCAUAGAUUUGGUCAAAGAGGCAGGUCUUUUUGACCUCAGCUCCUUCGAUGAGGCGUGUUUUUACAACUCCGACUACAUGGCGGCUCGGACACGCAUGGCCACAGACGUGCAGGAGAACGAGGAGCUCCUGGAGAGCCUGGAUCUAUAUGAUAUGUUCGUGAGGUACUCCAGCCUUCACGUUUUCCGAGCGGUGGAACCGUCCCUUCACCGCCGCUACAGCUACCAGCAGUGCAACCCACGACUUAGCGAAGAAGGCUACCACAGGUGCAUACAAGGCAUGCUGCAGGGCCUGGGGCCUCGCUCCAAACUCGCCAUGCUUCUCUUCGAUCUAGAACAGGGGAACAGCACAUAGGGCUGCCAGAUGUGGACAGAAUGUACACCCUAUUGCAAUUCUACUGUUCCAUAUGACAAUUGCGAUGCGUCUCGCAAUAAUUUAAAAGCACACUGGUUACACGAUUGAAGAUCGACCUGACCAGGCUUAAUUAUGAAGUCAUGAAUCAUUUGGAUGCCUUGAUUAAUCUAAAAAGAAACUCAUAGAAAUGGGAUCAUCUGACCAUGGUAAAAAGCACUGUGGUCACAAUUGCACAGGGCUAUAUUGGGAUAACAAUAAACAAACAAUAUUAUGCAGCCCUAAAAGUACAUCAACCUGCACUUCCCGUUCACAAGUGUAAGAUUUCACCUUGAAAUAUGAUUUGUAAGCUCAGCCCUUCACUGAGAAAUUAAUUGACUGCCCAAAGUGUUGGAAUUCCUGCCUGCUAUGUGAAUGUUGAUUAUGCUCUCACCGGCUAAAUUACACAAAUAAGUGGCAAACAAUUAGAGCUAAUCUUUGGUUUGGGCCAUAAAUGUCAAAACUUGGUUUAAAAAACCUAUAUGAUAAUGCUCGUUUCUGCUAGCAUCCCUAUGGGAUUUCUAGUGGUAUGUUAGCACUAUGUUAACUGUAAGAUUUCCGUGGUUCUAGAUUAUACAAGAAAAGUUGAAGCUUGUAAAAGACAGUCUGUAUGUUUUAUUUAAAAUGUGCAACAGACAUUAAUUUGCCAUUAUACAUUGUAUGACCUGGUUGGACUAGAGCUCGUAUUCAGGCCAGUGACGUCUCUAGAACUUCCAGAAAGACUAGAAUGACCUUCUUUCUUAGGAAAUUGGUUCUACCCAUUGGAAAUAAAAAAAGAUUGGUUGAUUCUUAUGUCAGUUCUAAAUGAUAUUAGUGGUGAGUCUAAUGUGUAAGGCCUUCAGGUUAGCUCCUAGAGUCUUAACCAAUGGGAGAGCUCACUUGGCUGACUGUGAUACCACAGAGAAAAACAUCCUGAUUGGACAGUUUUCCAUUGGAUGGUUCAAGAUUUGAACCCUUCUGUUUCCACUACUUGAAGAGUUUACAUACAGUAAGCAUCAUGUCUGUAUUAUGAGGAAGGCCCUAAGGAAAUAUGACAAAUAUGAAGCUUUUAAAGCAUUUUAUGUGAUUUUAUUUAGUCAUAUAGUGAGACGAUAAAUGAUUCUAGCAUUCAGAUGAAAGAUCAGACAGUGCUAGAAACUUUUGGAGUGGUGAUUCAUCAGUAAACUGUGCAAUAGACUGCAUGUGUUUUUUCCACUGCCAGGUUUGAGAACGUGUCCACUGUGUAGCCUCAUCUCUGUCCACUGCACAUUAUGUACACUUAGCAGCAUCAAUCAUAAUCAUGCGCUACUGUGAAAAUCUUACCGUGAGCUCAUCUCUCAGAGUGCCACAAGGGCACCUGGGUAAAAGACUGAACCUCAAACUAUGUGACCCGAGCAUGAGGCUCAUGAACGUAAGGACAUAUUGUGUUUCUAAUUUUGUUGCAGGCUUCCACCUCAUCGUCCAGCUCAGUGGUCCAGAUUAUUUUGGCUAAUUUAAAGUACUGAGAGUGCAUCGGGCCAUUAAUCCUGGAAGUGUUUCUGCCGUUAUUAUUGUUGUUUUUCUGUACUAUUUAAUUGUCUUUUAAUGAAGUGCAUACAGCGUGUCUCUCGUAAUGAAUUACAUCCACAAUCUUUUUAGGUUUGAGACUUAUUUCUGUGUUUUUUGAAGAAAACAGACAAAAACAUGGCAAAAAUGUAGUGUUAUGCAGACGUCCAGAGGCCACCCUUCAUUUAUUUAAUUUCCAGCAGAAGCAGAAAAUUCAACCAGCUUCUAUGACUGAACUUUGGAGGUGUGUCUGCAGAUUCUUUGAGGAACUGAGAGUGA